This is a messenger RNA of Venustampulla echinocandica, 993 nucleotides long. RefSeq lists its product as uncharacterized. The transcript has 5 exons. The coding region runs from base 1 to 993 and encodes 330 amino acids. Lineage: Eukaryota; Fungi; Ascomycota; Leotiomycetes; Helotiales; Pleuroascaceae. The record is from RefSeq and is a predicted model, not a curated record.
AUGGGCCUUCAAGUGCUAAGAGCUGUCUCGAAAGCUGCGACAGGAUCUAAAGAUUCGCACCAGGAGGCCAUUGUCGUGGUCGAGGUCAUCUUAGUCGCCUUAGCCAUUAUAGUCUAUUCAUUGAAGCUUUAUACACGAUGUUUUAUUCUUCGUCGAGUCGGGAUUGAUGACUAUAUAAUGGGAGUAGCGGUGGCACUAAGCUUGGGUCUUAGUAUUAUCGCUUGUAUCGGGACUAAAUACGGCUGGGGUUCACAUAUCCAAGAUAUUCCCUUCCAGAACUUCACGCUCUUGCUCUUCCUCAGCUGGCUCACGCAGGUGAUAUUUAACGCGUGCGCCGCUCUUGUUAAAAUAUCUAUUCUCGUUUUCUACCUGCAAUUAGCCGAGGAUAGUAUCAUUCGGGGCUUUCGGAUUGUCGUCUUCUGUGCUAUCGGCGUUAUUACGUCCUUCUUCAUCGCCUACACCUUUGUUACUAUCUUCCAAUGUAAUCCUGUCCAGGCUUACUGGGAUCCAUUCACAAUGAAAACAAAAUGUUUGGACCCUAGUCUUGGGCUCCUUCUCCAUGGUAUCCUCAACAGCGUGUUUGACUUCUUCGUCUUUUUCCUGCCAAUGCCUAUAGUCUGGAAACUGCAGAUUAUACAACGCCAACGAUUUGAACUUUUAGGUGUCUUCGCGAUUGGCUUUGUUGCCUGCAUUCUCGGCGCCAUCCGCAUCCACUUCUUAAUGAUCUGUCAGCAGUCUUCCGACUCGCCUUGGGCUGGAUACUACUUCUGGUGUUUCCAAUGCGCAGAAAUCAAUAUCGGUAUCGUGUGCGCCUCUCUCCCCCCUCUCAAGGCACUCCUUAAGCACAUCCUACACAAGCCGGCCAUGGACGCCACAGGAGCGAGCGACACCAACGAUUCGAGACGGAGGUGGGCUAUCUUUCAGAAUUCCAAGAUGUCGAGUAUUCAGCUCUUAGAUCAGGAACACGCUCGUGAUUCAGCUGUAAAAGGAUAA